This is a messenger RNA of Ananas comosus (pineapple), 2325 nucleotides long. Its product is annotated as subtilisin-like protease SBT1.8. The transcript has a single exon. Gene Ontology annotation, molecular function: serine-type endopeptidase activity. Lineage: Eukaryota; Viridiplantae; Streptophyta; Magnoliopsida; Poales; Bromeliaceae. The coding region runs from base 1 to 2325 and encodes 774 amino acids. Gene Ontology annotation, biological process: proteolysis. The record is from RefSeq and is a predicted model, not a curated record.
AUGCACACACACAUCCCCCUCAUCAUCACCACCUCCUCUUUACGAAUCAUAAUGGAAACGCUCGCUACACCCAUUUUUCUCCUUUUAUUACUCUCCAGUUCUUACUCACUAAGAGCAGCUGACGCCGCCGCCGACGACGACCGCGAUCGGCUGGCGACUUACAUAGUCCACGUGCAACCUCCGAAAUCCGCCCCGGCGUUCGCCACCGUCGACGAGCAAAAAUCAUGGUACAAGUCGUUCCUCCCGUCGGGCUCCGCCGACGACCGGCUGGUCCACGCGUACACCACCGUCGUCACCGGCUUCGCCGCCAGGCUCUCCCCGAAAGAGCUUGACGACGCGUCGAAAAUGCCCGGCUUUGUCGCGGCCUACCCCGACCAGCUUUACUCGCUCCAGACGACUCACACGCCGGACUUCCUUGGGUUGACGCUGGCAGGAGGGGUGUGGAAUGUUUCCGACUUCGGAAAAGGGAUCAUCAUCGGAGUGCUCGAUACGGGGGUCUUCCCCGACCAUCCUUCGUUCAGCGGCGACGCGAUGCCGCCGCCCCCCGCGAAGUGGAAGGGGCGGUGCGAGUUCAAUGCUAGCCAGUGCAACAACAAGCUCAUCGGCGCCAGGGCUUUCCUCAGCGGAGCGAAUGCGAUGAAAGGCGCCGGAGUGGGCUCAUCCGCUUCCCCGAUAGACGAGGUGGGCCACGGGACCCACACCACAAGCACGACAGCCGGAGCGGGGGUGCCAGGCGCGCAAGUGCUCGGGAAUGCGAAGGGCUACGCCGUCGGGAUGGCGCCCCUCGCGCACGUCGCCAUGUACAGGGUGUGCGGCCUCGAAGACUGCGCCAGCUCCGACUUGCUGGCCGGCAUGGACGCCGCCGUGGCAGACGGAGCAGACGUCCUAUCUCUUUCCAUCGGAGGACCGUCUGUGCCCUUCUAUGACGACAGCAUCGCGCUCGGCGCGUUCGGGGCCAUAGAGAAGGGGGUGUUCGUCAGCUGCGCGGCCGGGAACGGGGGCCCGGACCCGAGCUCCCUGUCGAACGAGGCCCCGUGGAUCCUCACGGUCGCGGCGAGCACGAUGGACAGGAGCAUAAGGGCGACGGUACGGCUCGGCAACGGCCUCGAACUCGACGGCGAGUCGACUUUCCAGCCGCAAAUGUCGGCCACGACAUUCUACCCGCUGGUUUACGCCGGAGACAGCGGCAAGCCGAGUGCUGAGUUCUGUUACAACGGCUCGUUGGACGGGUUCGACGUGAGGGGGAAGAUCGUGUUGUGCGAGGUCGGCGACGGCGUCGCGAGGAUUGUCAAGGGGGCCGUCGUGCAGAGCGCCGGCGGCGUCGGCAUGGUCCUCAUGAAUGCACCUCCCUACGGAUACACCACCCUCGCCGACGCCCACGUCCUUCCAGCAUCGCACAUCAGUUAUGCCGACGGAUUGAGCGUGCAAUCGUACCUCAACAAAUCAUCCAGUCCGGUCGCAGCUAUCAUCUUCAAAGGCACCGUGCUCGGAACUUCCCCAGCUCCCGCGAUCGCCGGGUUCUCUUCCCGUGGCCCGAGCCUUGCCAGCCCGGGGAUCCUGAAGCCCGACAUCGCCGGCCCUGGCGUAAGCGUCCUCGCCGCAUGGCCCUUCCCGGUCGGCCCGCCGACCGUGACCUCCCCGGGGCCGCAAUUCAACAUUAUAUCCGGCACGUCCAUGGCGACGCCGCACCUGAGCGGAAUCGCCGCGCUGAUAAAAUCCGCGCACCCCGACUGGUCGCCAGCCGCAAUCAAAUCCGCCAUCAUGACAUCCGCCGACGUAGUCGACCGCAGCGGCAACAUGAUAGUCAACGAGCAGCAUGUCUCCGCCGACUUCUUCGCAAUCGGCGCCGGCCACGUCAACCCGAACAAGGCGAGCGAUCCCGGCCUCGUCUACGACCUUUCCGCAGACGACUACAUCCCGUACCUCUGCGGCUUGGGCUACACGAGCGGGCAAGUGACGGUGAUCGCCCGCCGGACCAUCGACUGCUCGUCGGUGAAGAGCAUCGCCGAAAGCCAACUCAACUACCCGUCGAUCACGGUCUCCUUGACGCUGACCUCGUCAUCCAUCGCCGUCCGAAGGACAGUGAGGAACGUCGGGGAGGCGGCGUCGGUGUACGCCGCCGAGGUGGAUUUGUCGGAUCGAUUGCGCGGAAUGGUGGUGCCGAGCAAGCUCUACUUUACCGAAGUGAACGAGGAGAAGAGCUUCUUGGUGAUCAUCUCAAAGAGAGCGAAUAUUAAUAGCGGUGAAGUGUUGCAGGGGUGUUUGAAAUGGGUUUCGGAGACGCGCGUGGUGAGGAGUCCGAUCUCGGUCUCCUUCAUGGACUAA